GGAACAGCUUGACUCCCCCUGGACAAGACGAGAGAAGGCGAACGCGCAAUUUUACUGGACAUAGGCGGUCAACACACUAGGCAUGGGAUACAAAACAAGAAAUGUCGCAGCUCCCAUGGUUGCGAAGACUCUGCCUAUAUCCGUCCUUGUGAGCCUUUUGGUUUGUCUGUGUGUUACUAGCCAUGCUGAGGAUAGUGGCAUGGAUAACAUUGUCACUGAGAAGAAGGCUGAGGAAAGCCAUCGCCAGGACAGUGCCGACCUGCUUAUUUUCAUAAUGCUCCUCACUCUCACCAUUCUGACUAUAUGGCUCUUUAAACAUCGCCGAUUUCGAUUUUUACACGAAACUGGAUUAGCAAUGAUUUACGGUCUCUUGGUGGGUGUGGUCCUUCGCUAUGGGAUCCAUGUGCCAAGGGACAUCAAUAAUGUGACCCUGAGCUGCCACGUUAAUGCCAGCCCAGCCACACUUCUGGUCAACGUCAGUGGAAAGUUCUAUGAGUAUACGCUGAAGGGCGAAAUCAGCGCCAACGAGGUCAAUGAGGUGCAGGACAAUGAAAUGCUCAGGAAGGUGACCUUUGACCCUGAAGUGUUCUUUAAUAUUUUGCUUCCACCAAUCAUCUUUCAUGCAGGCUACAGCUUGAAGAGGAGACAUUUCUUCAGAAACAUGGGGUCCAUCCUUGCCUAUGCCUUUGUGGGGACGGUCAUAUCAUGCUUUGUCAUUGGGCUGAUAAUGUACGGCUGUGUGGUGCUGAUGAAGCAGGUGGGCCAGCUGGGUGGAGACUUCUUCUUUACCGACUGCCUGUUCUUCGGAGCCAUCGUCUCAGCCACUGAUCCUGUAACGGUUCUGGCCAUAUUUAAUGAGCUCAGGGUGGAUGUGGACCUCUACGCUUUGCUCUUUGGAGAGAGUGUGCUGAAUGAUGCUGUAGCCAUCGUCCUGUCCUCGUCUAUUGGAGCAUACCAGCCUACAGGGGACAACACGUUCGAGGCCACCGCCAUGCUGAAAUCUUUCGGCGUGUUCUUGGGUGUGUUCAGCGGGUCCUUUGCCCUCGGGGUGGUGACCGGGAUCAUGACCGCCUUGGUCACCAAAUUCACCAGAUUGCGGGACUUCCCUCUGCUGGAGACGGCACUCUUCUUUCUCAUGUCCUGGAGCACCUUCCUGCUGGCCGAGGCCUGUGGGUUCACAGGCGUGGUUGCUGUACUCUUUUGUGGGAUCACCCAGGCUCACUACACCUUCAACAACCUGUCUCCAGAGUCCCAGGACAGGACAAAACAGUUGUUUGAGCUGCUGAAUUUCCUGGCAGAGAAUUUCAUCUUCUCCUACAUGGGCCUGACCCUCUUCUCCUUCCAGUCCCACGUCUUCAACCCCAUGUUUAUUAUCGGAGCAUUCCUGGCCGUGUUCGUGGGCAGAGCGGCGAACAUCUACCCCCUGUCCCUGCUGCUCAACCUGGGCCGCCGGCACAAGAUCGGCCCCAACUUCCAGCACGUGAUGAUGUUCGCAGGGCUCCGUGGGGCCAUGACCUUUGCCCUGUCGAUCCGGGACACGGCCACGUACGCCCGGCAGAUGAUGUUCUCCACCACGCUGCUCAUCGUCUUCUUCACCGUGUGGAUCUGCGGGGGUGGCACCACCCAGAUGCUGUCCUGCAUGCACAUCCGCGUGGGAGUGGACUCGGACCAAGACAGUUCGAUGACUGCUCUGGAUGGGACGGAGCGAAGGAGCAACAAGCACGAAAGUGCCUGGCCGUUCAGACUCUGGUACAACUUUGACCACAAUUACCUGAAGCCCAUUCUGACGCACAGCGGACCCCCGCUCACCGUCACCCUCCCAUCCUGCUGUGGCCCCCUGGCCCGCUGUCUCACCAGCCCCCAGGCCUAUGAGAACGAAGUGCAGCUGCAGGACGAUGACUCGGACCUGAUCCUGAACGACGGCGACAUCAGCCUGACGUACGGCGACGUGACCGUGAGCACGGACGCCUCCGGCGCCCACACCAGUGGCCGGCCCCGCGGGGGCUCCUCCGCCAUGACCUCGGACGAGGCGCUGGACCGGGAGCUGGCCUUCGGGGAGCACGAGCCCGUCAUCCGCGGCACCCGCCUGGUCCUGCCCAUGGACGACUCCGAGCCCCCCCUGGCCCUGCCCCCGCCCCCGACCAGCCUGCCCCUCCUCCGCCACAGGGAGUGAGCGUGGCCUGAAGAAUGAAGCAAAGGACUUGCCCUGCUGAAAAUUACAGCUAGGAUCAGCUGGGAAUCAUAAGCUUGUUUAAGGUGUGUUUUUCGACACUUAGCUGGUAAUAGCUGGUCUUGGGCUGGUCAAAGCUGGACUCGAGCUUUCCAAAGCUGGUUAAGCUGGUAGAGUAAGCUAACUAUAUACGCUGGUCAGCUGGUGAACAGCUAAAAGUGUCAAAAAAACACAUCUUAAACCAGUUUGACCAGCUUAGGCUGGUUUAAGCAGGAGUUUUCUGCAGGGUAGUUUUUAUUUUAUUUUUGUUCUGUUCAUUGUCGUCCAUCCCGUCUUUCCACUUCUCUCUUUUCUAACAGCUUUUAAGAAGCGAUUUAGUUUUUUUUUUUCUUCUCUCCCCUCCUGUCUACCUCACAGGUUCCUCCCUCUCUGGCCAUUUCUGUUUAAUAUUUAUUUAUUUAUUAAUAUUCUGGCAUAAACAUUGCCCGACCGCUCGGCUGUCGUGCCGUUAGCGUAACAUCGGAAUAUUGUCAGAGGUAUCUAUGAACAUGCAUGCAUGUCUCAAGCAACAAAAAAGCAAGAAUUGUAAUUGAUAGUUUUUAUUAGUACAGUAUAGCAAGGUGUAAAAUAACUGCUUUUUGGUUCUAAACAUGGUAUGCAUGGUUAAUUGGCCUUUGUUCUAUGUGAGAUAUAAAUUGAGAAGGAUUUAGAUUUAGCCUUCCCUUUUUUCUUUUUCCCUGUAAAUGUUGCUACUAAGCUGUCAGUCUGCCUUUUCUGUGAGACUGAGUCAACCGAAACUUGGUGUUUUAGUGGCUCUGUGUGGCUGUGCGGUUAUGAUCAAGUGCCUGAUUGACUGUUUCUGCGUUUGAAAUCGCUCCUUCUCUUUUCCGCCCCAGGCCGUAACCGCGUAUGCUCGUUUUAUAGCCCCUGUGCGCUCGAUACGUUUGUUUCCCAUAUCCUGCCUUACGGUCGUAAGUUAUUCUGAAAAGGGACGUUGCUUGACUUUUUAUUUGUAUUUAUUUAUUUGUGUGUUACGAGAGAGAUUUGAACCCCAUCCACUCUUCCAAUGACGAGUUACCAGUCAGCAAAAAGCGGACUCGCCCCUAGCCAAAGGCAACGACGUUAUUUUGAAUUUGAGGGUUACAUCAUCAACGAGCAUCGUCGCAGUAACCUGCUACGUGCCUUCGCUUUCCUAGCGAACUAGCCGAGCUAACCCUGCUACACAUUAAUUCGUUUUUUCUUACUUUUUUGUUUUUCUUAAACCAAAAGUGAAAAUCUCAUUAUGCCACAGUGAAAGGUUUCGCUUCACACGUGAAACAAUUUGGUACCAGUCUGUCCAUUUUGUCACAGCCAAAAGGCAUCACUUGUAAUGUAAUAGCACUGAAGAAAUUGUGUGGAAUAAGCAUGAUGUAGUUUAGCCGAAAGCGGAAGCAGAUGAUUUCUCUGACCUGGACCACCCUAUUAAAAUAGCUUUUUAUGUGGAUCGUAGAAAGCAGGCGUAUGUGGUAACCAUGUCAUAGGGCUGUCAGAAUUAUUGUGAACAGGUACGUAAACAUUAAUGACAAACCAGGAUACUCCUCAGAGGUCGUAUUUCAAAUAAACGUUUAAUGGCUUGGGGAUGGAAGGGGACAGCAUUUGGUAGAAAAGAAAAGCACUGCACAGGGCCUUUAAGGCUCUGCAGGGGGAAUUAUAGACAGACUGUUAUGUUACAGUCUGAUUUAACAUAUCUGGGGUCCAACAUUGACCUUUGACUGUGACAUAAUGAGAUUUUCACACUUUAUGUAACCUGAUGUUCCUCACUGCAGAAAAGGUACUGAUAUUCACGAAAGAUCAAGAACAAAUUGCUAUGUUAAGUUGCUUUGUUUUCUUUGUAUUUCGAUGCACUUUCGUUUUCAGAGGCCCUGUACACGUUUUAAAAUGCUCGACAUUUAAUCUGCUGCACUGGUUUCAAAUUAUUUUAGUUUUCAGACUUUUUAAAUUAUUUCAAUCUGCCUGGGGUUUUUGGAAGGAAAACAACUAUUUAAGGAAAAUGGAAUGGAAUGAAGUUUUUGAACUGUUCCAAGGCUAUUUUUAGUAGCUAAUGGGGUUGAGAACUACGGUUCAUGCCAAAUACAAGUUAUUACUUUAAAUGGGCAAAAUUCUCCAUAAUCAAUGCAAUUAAUUCCUGCCAUAACCCGUCACACAUGGAACCUUUGGACAUAAACGACGUGAUGGAAUUGGACUUUCCUCCCGUUUUACUGCAUUUCAACUGGCUUCGUUUCUGUACUUUACCUUAAACAUUCUCCAUGAACCGUAUGACAUUUUUUCACAUCAGCACCCAUAUAGUAUCAGAACUGUGCUUCCAAUCUUGAAUUUGAAAUCUUAGCUUGAACGAUCCUUGACCGUUGCUCUUGCGAGCCUGGGUUUGACGAUUGUUCGCUAUGGCGGUUUCGCUAACAAUAAUUUCACAGUGUUAUUGCUUUUAUUUUGAUAGCGAUUCAUUUUUGUGAGUCGGGGCCCCACCGGUGGUUGAUUUCUAAUGUAAAUCUUUUCUCCGGGUUGUUUCUGCCGUCUGCCAUGUUCGGUGUCCUGCCUCUGGUCUAACGUUGUCUCAUUUUACACUCCUGGCUCUGUGUCCCGUUCAUCCUGCUCUGCGGGUGGAUAAUGGGCUUGUCCGUUUGAUUUAUAUUGGAAGAAGGACAGUGGUGGAUAAAGCAUUAGAAACAGGAGCAGGGAAAGAGAGGAAUGUAGAGAGCAAGAGAUCAGGGCCCUCUGUUUGAAGUGGAUACCGUACAGAGAGACACGUGAGAGUUGUGAACUGGAGGGAAGGGGUUCUUUGUGGAUGUGCUUUUUGUGUUGGCCUACUUUUUUUGGCACCAGUAGAGCAGAGAGUGGUGUAAAUAAGCCGUUUCUCCUUUGCCAGUUGCCAUAACUACUGAGUUAAUGUAAAUGUUGAUUACCAUUGACGGUAAUUGUGUGUAUUGUUUUGCAGCUAUCUUCAUUUGAGGUGGUGCAGACGGCAUGUGUCGGUGAGGCCUCCUGAUGAUUUGUCUUGCCUGUUUAUGAUUAUGAGAAGGUACAUUUUAUGAAUGUUUUAUUGGUGACAGGGAAAUGUAUAUGAUAUGCAGUGUUUGAGUUGUGAAGGAUUUUUGGGGGUAGGGAGGUCGGGGGGAGGGGGGGUCUUCAUUUCACUUUCAGGCAUCUCCAGGGCCGGUUCACCUUAGCAGGUUAUUAACAAUAUGUGACCUGUGGUUUGAAAAGCGAAAGUUGAACAAAAGAGUAAAGAAAUGAGCAUCAAUGCGUUCUGAGGGUCAGUUUCCCUACAUUCCUGCCGGCAGCGCUAAUGGUCCUUUUGUUCGAGGGUGCGACUGAGUUGCUGAGUGGAACAGGAAGCUGGUGAGGGCCGACGCCCUGGUGAGGCGGCGUUGAUGUGGAAGGAAGAGGGGGCGCUGCGGGCUGGACGCAGGCCAUCCGCAGAGGGGGUGGGAGCGGGAAUUGAUACCCUCCUUUAUCUCCUGCUGUGCAGGAACGGGGGAAGUUUCACGAUUUGGCUUUUCAAGAAGCGGGUAUCUCGACGCCACACUGUCAAGGAAGUCUUUCUGUUUUUUUUUCCUCCAUUUUUUUUUUUCCCUUUCACGUCUGCGGGGAGGCCUGUGGAACCAGGAAGGGGGUUUAAGCUAUGAAGACGUUUGCACUGUCAUUGACUGUCAUUUUUGGUUUUGUUUUGCUGUUUUAUUUUGCUUGAAUUGUUUUUAUGCAGCCGUUACGCGAUGUGUCUUGCUGCUGACGACUACCUGAGAUUUCUCCUCACUGUGUCAGACGCUGCGUCAGGAUCCUGUGUGAGAGGCUGAGAUGCGGAGGGAAGCGCAGGGCUUUACUCAACAUGGCGGUUUCAUUAGUGCUCUUACUGCGCUGCUGUGACUCAAUCCUCCUUCUUAAGGAUGCUGUCAUAUUAUAUAUUGUAUUGGAAAGCUUGGGGCAGAUUCCUCCUACGUUAUUACACGAGCACCGCAGGCCUGUCUCGGUAUAAACGCCCCAAGGCCACCCACUGAAGGUGGCCAUUUUAAAAUAAGAGCCGACCCUUAACUCCUCUUCCCUGUCUCAGUCUCCAGUCCUGGCCAAUUGCAUGUGUGAUGAGUGAACAAACUGAGGGUGCAGCAUAUAUGGCCAUUCCCCUCCUCUGGUGCAUUUAGAAUGUGUGUGUGUGUGUGUGUGUGUGUAUUUAAUUGGGGGCAAAAAAGUCGAAAUGACAAAUUUAACAGGCCUGUUACACAGCAGCUUCACAACCAAAAAAAAAAAAGGAAACCUGUCCGGUUUUGAGUGUUUUUAAAUGUCGUUUUGAUACGUCACAAGUGAUUGGCUUUCCGCAUUUGAAUAUAGGAGCUGUGGUGGAAACUAGACAAAUGGAAAAAAAAAAAAAACAUGUUGAGUGUGUGUUUUCAGGACGAUGUACAGCGCUGUAUUUUCUGGUGUUUAACUAUGUGGGCGUCAGACUUUGUGGUCUGGCGUCCCUGUCCGUUCAGUGUGUCCAGUCCCUGACUGUGUUUACAUCAUUGUAAAUGCCCUCCUCGCCUGUCCAUGUGCGUGGAAUGAUCAAUAAACACAAACGUGUGUGUUUGUUUAAGAAAAAA
Molecule: messenger RNA, 6780 nt
Organism: Conger conger (European conger)
Lineage: Eukaryota; Metazoa; Chordata; Actinopteri; Anguilliformes; Congridae
Product: sodium/hydrogen exchanger 6-like
Exons: 16
Coding region: 83-2173 (696 amino acids)
Biological process (GO): regulation of pH; proton transmembrane transport; sodium ion transport
Cellular component (GO): recycling endosome; membrane
Molecular function (GO): sodium:proton antiporter activity
Source: RefSeq, a predicted model, not a curated record